Messenger RNA from Laetiporus sulphureus 93-53, 322 nucleotides. RefSeq lists its product as uncharacterized. Lineage: Eukaryota; Fungi; Basidiomycota; Agaricomycetes; Polyporales; Laetiporaceae. The transcript is spliced from 2 exons. The record is from RefSeq and is a predicted model, not a curated record. The coding region runs from base 1 to 186 and encodes 61 amino acids.
AUGGUUAACAAUUUCACUUCACUUAGUCACUUAUCCCUUACAAAAGUUACUUGUGGUUCACUUGAACCUUAUUUUGGCAGCACAAGUGAAAUUGUCGACGUCGGGCGCUUGUUCUCGCUUCCCGCCAUCACCGUCAAACCGCCCAGUUUUCUGCUCGCCGCCUCGGCAUGUUCACAUGGCUCGUGAUGCGCCGACGCUGAUGUACAGUUACGUAGCCUUUGGCGACGAUUCGUCUCGCGGUGGCCUGACUGUAAUGUGAGUGUUCGUGACCCAUCGCAGUGAUAACUCACAUCGCGAGCUAGACUGGUGACUGGAGCGAGGU